Recurvomyces mirabilis is the source of this 978-nucleotide messenger RNA. RefSeq lists its product as uncharacterized. The coding region runs from base 1 to 978 and encodes 325 amino acids. The record is from RefSeq and is a predicted model, not a curated record. Gene Ontology annotation, molecular function: protein binding. Lineage: Eukaryota; Fungi; Ascomycota; Dothideomycetes; Mycosphaerellales; Teratosphaeriaceae. The transcript has 2 exons.
AUGGUAAGAUCCAGACCUAACCACCAGAUCAUUGCUGCCCAAGUAGGUGGCGGGAAGAAGAUCAUCGCCAGCCGAGACUUGUCAAGUGGCGACCUCAUCUUGAUCGAUGAGUCGUUAUGUGAACUUCUGAUCAGCCUUGCCGAAGUGCAUGAUCCAGAUCACUCCUACACUACUGACGCCAGAUUCAGUGGAACAUCAGCUAUGAUCAAAGCUAGGGAGCGCAUGACAGACGCUCAGCGUACAGCUUUCGACAAGCUUCAAAGCGAAGGCAAAACGACCCAAGGUAUCUUCAGAUCCAAUGCUUUCGGGGACGAAGAGAUCAGGGAUGGACCCAACGCUGUGGUUAUCUGGAACGCCAACCUUGGCCGUGCCACCGUAAGAGCUAUCACCACGAUUAGCAGCGACGACGAGAUCUUGCUUGAUUAUCUUGGCAGUGCAGAAACCACGUAUCAGAAGCGGCUGCAGCGAAGACAUGCUUUACAGGCUUGCUGGGACUUUCGUUGUCUUUGUGUCAUCUGCGAUGCGACGCUGGCCGAGGUCAGACGAGGCGACCAACUCCGACUCAAUGCGAAACAACUAUACGGCAGUCUGAAUGACGAAGAACAGCGAGGUGCGGAGGCAAACGCUCAGGAUGUCCUCAACAGGCGCAUUCAGGAUGGGCUUCACUACAUACGUGCCGUGGAGGAUCUCAAAAUGCGUGACGAGAAGCUGGCUUCGGCCUAUCAGCAUGUUGCUGCCUUGCACGUCAAGGAUUACGAAGUGGCAAAGACUGUUGGUAACGGUCAUUGUGAAGAGUGCGAUGAAGAAGGCAGGCCUAAUCACCAUCUUAUGAAAGCACUGGAGAUGGCGGAAGCGAGCUUCAAGGAUUUCUUCUUGUGCUACGGGCAGGAUCAUCCUGACACAAUGGCGCAGGAAGAAAUAAUGAUGGGUUUGAGGAGAAGGCGGGCGCCGAUCAGAAGACCUUCCUUAACGUUCUGA